Messenger RNA from Tremella mesenterica DSM 1558, 1740 nucleotides. RefSeq lists its product as uncharacterized. Lineage: Eukaryota; Fungi; Basidiomycota; Tremellomycetes; Tremellales; Tremellaceae. Gene Ontology annotation, molecular function: zinc ion binding. The coding region runs from base 109 to 1740 and encodes 543 amino acids. The record is from RefSeq and is a predicted model, not a curated record. The transcript has 5 exons. Gene Ontology annotation, cellular component: nucleus; cytoplasm.
CAGCCCAUCAGCUUCUUCUUUUGUCAAGAUUGAAAGAGACAGAUAGCUGACGGGAAAAUAAUCUGACUCUCACCAAAGUUUGAUAAUAGGCGGUCUGUGGGGCGCGCUAUGACAGAGCAAAAAGAAAAUCUUUUUCCCACUUUAGGCGAAGUCGCCAGUCAGACCGCAGCUCGGCCUGACCGUCCGGACAACAUCCCUAUUCAAGAGGGUGAGACCGCCCUUCCCGAUGUUGACGAUGACGGCGAUGAUGGAGCAAUGCAAGAGAUCGACAGUCUCUGUAUGCGAUGUCACGAGCAGGGUAAAACCAGAUUGUUGCUCACUAGUAUCCCCUACUUCAAAGAAAUAGUUUUAUCAUCCUUUCAGUGCGACUCUUGUGGGUGGCGUGAUACGGAAAUUCAAUCAGCAGGAGAAAUACAAGAAAAAGGAGUCAAUUUCACCGUUCAUCUAUUACGUCAAGAAGAUUUGAAUAGACAAUUGGUCAAAUCUGCCACCUCUACCGUUACCUUACCCGAUUUGCAACUUACCAUACCACCCGGUCGCGGUCAACUGACAACUGUGGAGGGUAUCAUAAGAGACACUGUACGAGAUCUCAACAUGUCACAACCUCUACGACGAGUGAUGGAUCCUGAGAAUGCCAAGAAGAUCGACGACACUAUUGAAGCUCUACGGGAUUUGAUCGGAAUGCCCGAAGACGAGGAUGAUGAUGAUGGAGGUGUGGGUCGACCAGAUGAUGAAGUACUCGCAGUUCGACCCGAAGUCCCUGUGGUGGAGGGACACGAAAAAGCGUUCAAACCAUUCACAGUCACUUUAGACGAUCCUUCCGGUAAUUCAUUCUUCCAAUUUAUAGGAGCAGCCAAUGAUCCUCAAUGGAAUAUGAGAGCGUAUAAUAGGACUUUUGAACAGAAUGUAGCACUUGGUUUGGUGGCUGCACCGGAAGACGUAGAAGAUACGGGUGAAGGCCAGGCUGGUGAAGUGGCGAUACCGGAAGAUCACAAGUUGAGGGAUAUGAAGGAAUUCGAGGAGUUGCGAGAUAAGAAAUUGGCCGAUAUGGGAGUAAAUGGGGCUGUCAUGCCGGAUGAAGUCUUCAGUUUCCCGAGUACUUGUUCGAGUUGCGGACACGCCCUUGACACUCGGAUGCAACAAGUCAACAUUCCAUAUUUCCAAAACAUAAUUAUUAUGGCUACCAAUUGUCCUGCAUGUGGGUAUCGAGAUAACGAAGUCAAAUCCGGUCAAGCCAUAUCUGAUAAAGGCAAACGUAUAACUCUCCAAGUGAGCGACGAAGAAGAUCUUAGUCGUGAUCUUCUCAAAUCCGACACUGCCGGUUUGGAAAUACCAGAGAUUGAAUUGGUCCUUCAACCAGGUACUCUCGGUGGAAGGUUCACAACACUCGAAGGUCUCUUGAACGAUAUUUAUAGCGAACUAUCUACCAAAGUGUUCAGAGCGGGUGAUUCGGCACAUGUGGGUGUUGGUCAACAAGAUAGAGACGAUAAAGAUGAAAAAACUUUCGAACAAUUCUUGAAGGGUUUGAAAGAUUGUAUGACAGUGGCUAGACCUUUCACUUUAAUCAUUGAUGAUCCUGUCAGUAAUAGUUAUUUACAAAAUAUCUAUGCUCCGGAUCCUGAUCCCAACAUGACCAUAGUGGAGUAUGAACGGACGAAAGAGCAGAAUGAUGAUCUAGGUUUGAGUGAUAUGGUUUUAGAAGGGUAUGAGAAGGAUGUGGAUAAGCCGAAGACAUUAUGA